This is a messenger RNA of Helianthus annuus (common sunflower), 550 nucleotides long. RefSeq names its product 10 kDa late embryogenesis abundant protein. The transcript has 2 exons. The record is from RefSeq and is a predicted model, not a curated record. Gene Ontology annotation, biological process: response to abscisic acid. Gene Ontology annotation, cellular component: cytosol. Lineage: Eukaryota; Viridiplantae; Streptophyta; Magnoliopsida; Asterales; Asteraceae. The coding region runs from base 55 to 333 and encodes 92 amino acids.
AUGCAUCUUAGCACCCUCAAUUGUACAACAUAACUUCACAAAAGAGUGAACAAAAUGGCAUCACAACAGGGACAACAAACACGCAAAAUUCCGGAACAGGAGAAGAAGGAUCUCGACCAACGAGCAGCUAAAGGCGAGACCGUUGUUCCGGGUGGUACUCGUGGCAAAUCUCUUGAGGCUCAAGAACGUCUUGCUGAAGGGCGGAGCAAGGGAGGACAAACGAGGAAAGACCAGCUGGGAACUGAAGGGUACAAGGAGAUGGGGAAAAAGGGCGGUCAGACCACCGGUGACAAGUCGGCUGGUGAGCGAGAGGAGGAGGAGGAGGAGGACUAGAUAGUCAAUAGUGGUGUGAUGGUGUUUGCAUGUACGACGAUGUUAAUUUCCAUGUUUUAUAUAUGCGUAUGUACCUGUAGUAUGGUUUAGCUCGUGUUUCAUGUUUUGUUGGUGGUUUUUGGUGUCUUCUUUAGUGCAUGUACGACUAGUAAAACUAGUAGUCCUAUGUUGUGAGUUGCAUAUGUAGAUAUAAUGGUAAGUACAAGUUUUAUCUUUC